ACGUUACACCACCAUGAUGGCAGCUGUGAUGGAAACACAUGUGCAGACCUCUGAGGACGAUGCAGAGCUUCAUGGUGAAGACGUCGAUGACUUGAAUGACUCUGAAGGAGGCAGCGAAGAUGGAGGGUCGGAAGGUGAAGGGAGUGAAGCUGGAGACGGGGAUGAAGGGAGUGAAGGAGGGGAGGCUGAAGAUGAGGAUGGAGGAGAGGACGAGGAAGGAGAUGAAGGGAACACCAACGCUGGAUGGGCUGAGGCCAUGGCCAAGAUUCUGGGGAAGGAAACCCCCGAGAGCCAAACGAGCAUCCUGGUUAAGAACAAACAGCUGGACAAGAUAAAGGAGAAGGAAAAACAGGAGCAGCUGGAGAGAAAGAAACAGAUUGAUAAGAAGCGAGAGUGGGAAAUGAUGUGCAGAGAAAAACCAGAUGUGGUGAAAGACCGUGAGACUGAAAAGACCCUGCAGAGGAUUGCAACCAGAGGGGUGGUGCAGCUGUUCAACGCUGUGAGGAAGCACCAGAAGAUAGUCGACGAAAAGGUGAAGGAGGUCGGCGGCUCCGAGAGGAAGAAGGCCAAGAUCCUGUCGUCGGUGUCUAAGAAAGACUUCAUCGAUGUCCUGAGGAGGACGGAGGGAGGCAGCGCAGUCAGAGUGAAGACUGAGAAGGACUCUGUACCUGCCGAGGAGGAGGAUGAGAAACCAGCCUGGAGCGUCCUCCGAGACGACUUCAUGAUGGGAGCCACCAUGAAGGACUGGGACAAAGACAGUGACAGAGAGGGAGAGGACGAGGCUGUUGCAAAAAGAGGAGAUGACGAUGAUAGUGACUCGGACUGAAACCACAACAACACGCUGAAGUGGCCAUGAUGCCUUCAGGGUCAGAAUCAGGUGAACUGAGCAGGGACCUGAGGCCUGGAGGGGAACUCAGACUGUGUUAAAUCCUCACGUUCUGAUGUCUGCUGAUUAUCUUCAAGAAACGGUGGGUGUCUGUCGCGAAACUAAACGUGAUGUAGAAACUGGAGGGACUGGACUGUGAAUCUGUAAGAGCUGCAGGUGACCCUGCCGUCCAUCAGUCACCAUUAUUCUACACCUGUGCUGUGUACAAAUAAUUUUAUUAUUGAAAUGUUUUUGUAAACUCUGUAUAUAGGAUGUUUUGUACAGAGCUGGUCAAAUAAAGAGCCAGUUAUAUGAUAGUGA
Molecule: messenger RNA, 1186 nt
Organism: Sphaeramia orbicularis (orbiculate cardinalfish)
Lineage: Eukaryota; Metazoa; Chordata; Actinopteri; Kurtiformes; Apogonidae
Gene: rrp15
Product: ribosomal RNA processing 15 homolog
Exons: 5
Coding region: 14-826 (270 amino acids)
Biological process (GO): maturation of LSU-rRNA; maturation of 5.8S rRNA
Cellular component (GO): preribosome, large subunit precursor
Source: RefSeq, a predicted model, not a curated record